AUGGCUCUCAGCACAAAUGCCAAGGAUUGGCUUACGGUUGCGAUCUUCAUCGUUCUAUUCUUCUAUUAUUUCGAGUAUCUUCAACCUUUCCAAAGGCAGUUUCGCUUGGAUGACAGCACAUUGCAGCAUCCGUUUGCAAAAGUGGAACGUGUAACUGAUAAUGAGCUAUAUCUUUAUUGCUCCUUGGUGCCGACGGUAGUGAUUGGAGUGGUGCAGUUUUUGCGGACCAAGUUGUGUGGUCCAGUGUCUGGAGGUGCUAGCGAGAAUUGGAGUUUAAGCGCCACGAAUCGUGCCCUUCUAGGAUUGUGGGUAUCUGUGGUGGCUGCCGCUUGUGUCACGGAUGUUUUGAAGGUUUGGAUCGCUCGUCCUCGUCCAGACUUUCUCGAAAGAUGCGGUGCUGUAGCUGGAACACCUUUGCACACGUAUGUCUCCACUGAGGUAUGUACGGCGCCUCUCGGCCAGAUGUACGUGGCAGAUGGAAUGAAGUCGACGCCUCUGGGUCAUCUGUCAAUGGCAUUUGCUGGACUAUUUUACUUGACGUUGUGGCUCGGAAGACACGGACGUUUUCCUAAGGCUAGUGCUUUGACUACUUUUAUAGUCCGUACACUUCCCUCUUUGUUGGCUGCAUAUAUCGCCUUCAGUCGUACUCAGGAUUAUCGUCACCACUUUUUUGAUGUCCUGCUUGGACUGACGAUUGGUAUACUUUUUGCAUGGGGAUGCUACGUGAAAUAUCACGGAGUAUCAAAUUAA
Messenger RNA from Australozyma saopauloensis, 750 nucleotides. Its product is annotated as phosphatase PAP2 family protein. Bases 1 to 750 code for a protein of 249 amino acids. Gene Ontology annotation, molecular function: phosphatidate phosphatase activity. The record is from RefSeq and is a predicted model, not a curated record. NCBI's taxonomy places the organism in Eukaryota, Fungi, Ascomycota, Pichiomycetes, Serinales, Metschnikowiaceae. The transcript has a single exon. Gene Ontology annotation, biological process: phospholipid metabolic process.